Messenger RNA from Brassica napus (rape), 1227 nucleotides. RefSeq names its product U-box domain-containing protein 21-like. The transcript has a single exon. Lineage: Eukaryota; Viridiplantae; Streptophyta; Magnoliopsida; Brassicales; Brassicaceae. The record is from RefSeq and is a predicted model, not a curated record. Gene Ontology annotation, molecular function: ubiquitin protein ligase activity. Bases 1 to 1107 code for a protein of 368 amino acids.
AUGGUGUUACCAUGGAGAUCAAGAGGAGGAAAGAGACCUAAUCAGCUGACCAUCUCAGACGCUGAAACCAAGACCCCGGCGGCUCAAUUCAGAUCCUCAAGGAUAGAGCUGGUUCAGUCACCGCGUGUGCCAUUGACCCCACGUGCUGCAUCAUCGAUAUGCCGGAGACUAGAAAACGCGACGGCGCGUGAAGAACAUGUCGAGUGUUUCAAGAUUGUGAGUAAAAUCAAGAACUUGGUAAGAGAAAGCGGAGAGACAAACAAGAAAUGUUUGCUCCAAAACGGAGUCGUUUCGGCGUUGACUUCAUGCUUCCAAAGAUUCUCGUCCACGCGUGAGGAACAAGCGCGUCUGUUGGAGGAAGUCUUGUCUGUUCUAACUUAUUGGUUGCCUCUGAGUCGAACAGAGGGUUUCACCAAGAUGGGAACAACGGCUUCGCUUAACCGUCUCGUACAGUUCUUGAACGCUACAGACGCUAAAACGAGGCAAAACGCUGCCGUUUGCAUCAGAGAGGUCAUUGCAGUAGACAAGAAGUAUGUCUAUGCAUUAACAGACAUCGAAGGAGCUUGCGAAGGAUUGAUAAAGACCAUCAGAGACUCUGUUUCGACGAAAGCAUCUCUCAUGGCGAUCUAUAGAGCUGUUUCGUGUGACGACAAGAUCGCUGCAAAGUUCGUGAAGCUAGGCUUGGUCGCACUGAUCGCAGAAAUGAUUAUGAACAACGCGGAGAAAAGCGUUUGCGAGAGAUGUCUAGUCGUUCUAAACGUUAUAUGCGACAACGAGCAAGGAAGAGAAGACGUUCUUAGAAACGCUUUGAUCGUUCCUCUCCUAGUGAAGAAGAUUCUACGCGUUUCGGAUCUCGCAACGCAAUGCUCUGUCUCCAUUCUUUGGAAGCUAUGGAGAAAGAACGGAGAAGAUCAUGUGUUGCUUGAAGCUCUUCAAGUUGGUGCGUUCGAGAAACUCUUAGUGGUUUUACAAGUAGGGUGCGAGGAGAAGACUAAAGAGAGAGCCAGCGAGCUGUUGCGGAAUUUAAACCGAUGUAGAAACGAGAUCGAGAAGACUAACUGUCUCGAUUCUUCGAUGCGUUUGAAGAACGUGAAGAAAUCAUUUUAAUAUCACACAAACAAUACACAACAACAUGAUUCUUUUUUGUAAUGUAAUGACUCUAUGUUUCAACAGUCAGAUACAGUUUUUGUCCAUCACUAAUCAAAUCUACAUCAAUAAUUUUACCUU